GGGAGAGGUCGGCGCUGAUGGCUGGGUGAGCGGGGCCGGGGGACUGGGCGCCCGUGCGGCGUUCCGGGGCCGCCUGCUGCCCGCAUGCGGGAGGCGGGAGUGGCCAGCGGCCCGCCCCACUCUUCCCCGUCCGCAGGGGCGCGGGUCCCGCCUCCGUCCCGGCCCGACACGGUCAGCCCGGCCAGGUCCUUGAAGCUGCUGUGUGCUUCCCUUCAGCGUCAAGGCUUCCACACUGCCGGGGGUCACUACAAGGGUCGCACCGGCGCUGAGCAUCUGUGGCUGACACGGCAUUUGAAGGACCCAUUUGUGAAGGCUGCGAAGGUGGAGAGUUACCGGUGUCGAAGUGCCUUCAAGCUUCUGGAGGUGAACGAGAGGCACCAGAUCCUGCAGCCUGGCCUCCGGGUGUUAGACUGUGGGGCGGCUCCAGGCGCGUGGAGCCAGGUGGCUGUGCAGAGGGUCAACGCCGCAGGCACAGAUCCUGGCGCUCCUGUUGGCUUUGUGCUUGGGGUAGAUCUUCUUCACAUCUUCCCCCUGGAAGGAGCGACUUUUCUGUGCCCUGCUGAUGUGACUGACCCAAGAACCUUCCAGAGAAUCCGAGAACUGCUUCCUGGAGGGAGAGCAGAUGUAAUUCUCAGCGACAUGGCACCCAAUGCCACAGGGAUCCGGGGCCUCGAUCACGACAGGCUCAUUAGCCUGUGCUUGUCCCUUCUAGACUUGGCUCCAGACACCCUGUGCCCUGGGGGAACAUUCCUUUGUAAAACCUGGGCUGGAAGUCAAAGCCAUCGGUUACAGAAGAGACUGACAGAGGAAUUCCAGAACACGAAGACUGUGAAACCUGAAGCCAGCAGGAAAGAGUCUUCAGAGGUGUACUUCUUGGCCACACAGUAUCGAAGAGGGAAGGGGUCUGUGAGGGCCUGAGGGUUUCUUCCGCCUCUUCUGGUCCCUUUUGACGUAGCCUGAGCUCUUUCCUGAAGUGCGGCUGGGGAGACAGAGCUCGAUCUGAUCCCGGCCAUGCAGCAGGCAGGACAAGUGGGGACCGUUUUUGUAAAAUCAAAAAGAUAGGACAAAGUAUAUUCAGUGUCCAUGAUAUAUGAUAACAGUCUCUCUAACAUGAUUCGUGAGGAGGAAGUUAUGAGGAAGAGACAGGCAGAGGUAACAGGAAGAGAAGAUAGACCGCGGAAGGAAGGAUAAACACGAACACGCUGAGGCAGAGAUGCACGCACACACACUUGUAUGUCAGUGCUCAUCUUGCAGACUGUCAGCACGUUACAGAGAAACAGCUUCCACUGCGGCUCCUAGAACACAGCACACAGGUUUCCAGUUGUUAUUUUGGCUUUCCAGUGCGAUGUAGAAAAGUGAAAUUUCAGCCUGGGGAUUAAUUUCCAUCUCUCUGGUGAAUGAUCUAGAAACACAUCCAUUCUUCAAGCAGCGCAGAGUUCCCAGAGCAAUUAAGGAAGACAUUUGGUAUGAAUUAUGCACGGGGUGGUGUGCUUUGGUUUUUGCCGCGAAUAUGCGUUGCUUGCUGUAAUGCCCCAAGCUCCCGAGACCAUAAAGGUAAUUGCCAAAGCAA
Messenger RNA from Equus quagga, 1570 nucleotides. RefSeq names its product mitochondrial rRNA methyltransferase 2 (gene MRM2). Gene Ontology annotation, biological process: RNA methylation. The transcript is spliced from 3 exons. Gene Ontology annotation, cellular component: mitochondrion. NCBI's taxonomy places the organism in Eukaryota, Metazoa, Chordata, Mammalia, Perissodactyla, Equidae. The record is from RefSeq and is a predicted model, not a curated record. The coding region runs from base 85 to 918 and encodes 277 amino acids. Gene Ontology annotation, molecular function: rRNA (uridine-2'-O-ribose)-methyltransferase activity.